Messenger RNA from Aspergillus sclerotioniger CBS 115572, 879 nucleotides. Its product is annotated as kinase-like protein. The transcript is spliced from 6 exons. The coding region runs from base 1 to 879 and encodes 292 amino acids. Gene Ontology annotation, cellular component: nucleus. Gene Ontology annotation, biological process: protein phosphorylation. Lineage: Eukaryota; Fungi; Ascomycota; Eurotiomycetes; Eurotiales; Aspergillaceae. Gene Ontology annotation, molecular function: ATP binding; cyclin-dependent protein serine/threonine kinase activity. The record is from RefSeq and is a predicted model, not a curated record.
AUGCCCCCCAACGUAUGGCUAGCACAGGACAAUGCCAACCCCGAGAUCAAAUACAUCCUCAAACGACCCUCCGAAGACAAACCCCACACCAAGGAAUCACAUAUCACUGCCCUCACUGCAUUCACCCACGAACUGGAAAUGCAGAAACUCUUCGCCCAAGAACCCAUGAUUCGCUCCCUCGUGGAUUACAUCCCUGAUUCAGAACCCACCGGACCAAUGAUGGUCCUGGAAGCAAAUACGAGGCCGUUUACGACGACGGAGAUCAAGUGGAUCAUGAAGGGCGUUCUUUUGGGGAUUUUUACGGUGCAUAUGAAAGGGUUGGUUUAUACAGAUUUAAAGCUGGAGAAUGUUGCGCUUGGGGGGUUUGAUCCCGCCAAACCGAAUGAUAAUGUCCGUGAUUUGAUUGUCAGACUUGCGGAUUGCGGGUCUAGUAUCAGACCAUCUACUGCUACUAGGCAAAUCACCUCGCUUACGUAUCGAAGCCCCGAGGUACAUUUCGGGGAACCAUGGAGUCAGAGUACGGAUGUUUGGUCUUGGGGGGUGAUUUUAGCCCAAUUACUCCAGGCCCAGGUUGAUUUCCAAUCCCCGGGAAUGUACUAUUCAAUGAGCGUCGGAACCCUUGUGGAAAAGGAAAAGGCCAUUCGCGAUCAAUUCGCCAUUGACUUUGACUUAUCCUCUGUGCCACUUUAUGCUGAGGACGAGCAAUGUGCCAAGUUGUUGCCUGCGGCGCAGCCAGAAGAAGCAUAUAUGUGGGCAAACACCAUGGUUGAGAAAGGUGUGGCAGGUGAAGAUAUUCAGUUCCUGGUGGAGGUUUUACAUCCCGAUCCGGAGGCUAGGCUUACGAUACCUGAGAUUUUGGAAAGUGGGUAUUUGGAUUAG